Closterium sp. NIES-67 is the source of this 2863-nucleotide messenger RNA. NCBI's taxonomy places the organism in Eukaryota, Viridiplantae, Streptophyta, Zygnematophyceae, Desmidiales, Closteriaceae. The record is from the annotation of a GenBank genome assembly.
UGGAGACAAUCUAUGUUCCUAGUCGCUGGCUUCAGAUAUUUCAGGCAUUCCAGUCUCCUGACGUCCCAGUGUUUCUCAUCGGGACAGAAGAUCAGGUGCUUGGAUGGAAGUCGGCGUGUAGAGAUCGCAAGCUCGUCAGCGUCACGUCUUGUAGGGUUGCUUUUAGGCACGGUUUCUACAUAGGAACAGCCUCGACUGAGAGCAUAACCUUUUUACGGCGAGAUUUCUUAUUUUGUCUUCCAAUCCCGUCAAUCUCGUGCAUCGAAAGCAAGCGUAGAGAUUCCCUUUUUCCAUGGCUCCUGGUAACGGCGUGUCGAAACACGGAGAUCAACAGCAAAAUGCGGGCAGGAAAAAACCUGGAAGAUCGCAUGGAGGAUCAACAGGCCUCGUUUGGUUAGCUCUCGCCGCUACAGCCGCACUCGUGGCUGUAGCCGUAGCUGUAGCUAUAGCUGUAGCAAACGGAGCAUCAGGCUCAGAGUACCUAACAGCCGCUGCUGCAAAAAGCAGCGGUCUUUUCGAUCAGGUGCUUCGGCAAUGGGGUGUGAAGAGUGGAGAGGUGUCCACGGGAAACCAACCGCCUGUCGACUCGGUAACGAAACCGGCAGGAGCGAGCAGCGCUUCUGAAUCUCCAGCGUCCGCUCAUUCUGCUUCAGUGUCCGCGGUUUCCCCUCCAGCUUCUGCUGCUUCUUCACAGGAUCCUUCGUGCACGUGUCAGGUGAAGCGGCUGUCAGGCGUGGUGGACGACUGCUGCUGCGAGUACGAGACAGUAGACGAACUCAACACGCAGGUGCUGCAACCGCUGCUGACCCAGCUCGUCAACACCACCUUCUUCAAAUACUUCAAGGCUCGUCUGUGGUGCGACUGCCCCUUCUGGCCUGACGACGGCAUGUGCCACUCGCGAGAUUGUUCCGUGGGGGAAUGCCGGGAUGACGAGGUCCCCGCUCCCCUCCGCUGCCCCUCCCCGCGCCCGCCCUCCCUGCUCCCUGCCGACGUGGACGAGCCACGCGAUGCUGACCUGGACUCGGGCGCGGAUGAAUCAGGUUCCGGCGUCGCUGAGUCAGCAAAGGCUGAGUCAGCGGGGUCGGUGGAUCGGACAGUGGAUCGGAGUGCGUUUCAGGCGUGGGUGGAGGCGGAUAACCCGUGGACGGCUGAUGAUGAGUCAGAUACAGCCUCCCAGGUGUACGUGAACCUAGCACUCAACCCUGAACGCUACACUGGGUACGGGGGCGAUUCAGCGCGGCGCAUAUGGCAGGCCAUUUACCAGGAGAGCUGCUUCCAGGAUGGGUCCAAGGACACGUGCACGGAGCGGCGGGUGUUCUACCGCCUCAUAUCGGGGCUGCACCAGUCGAUAUCGGUCCAUGUGGCGGCGUCUCAGAUCUGGGACUCCACUGCUGGCCAGGUGAGCGCUGUGGGCAGUGAGACGCAAGGGGAAAAGAGCCAUAACCGGGCGUCUCAGAUCUGGGACUCCACUGCUGGCCAGGUGAGCGCUGUGGGCAGUGAGACGCAAGGGGAAAAGAGCCAUAACCGGGCGUCUCAGAUCUGGGACUCCACUGCUGGCCAGGUGAGCGCUGUGGGCAGUGAGACGCAAGGGGAAAAGAGCCAUAACCGGGCGUCUCAGAUCUGGGACUCCACUGCUGGCCAGGUGAGCGCUGUGGGCAGUGAGACGCAAGGGGAAAAGAGCCAUAACCGGGCGUCUCAGAUCUGGGACUCCACUGCUGGCCAGUGGGGUCCCAAUAUCGCCAUCUUCCACCAUCGUGUCGCCAAGUUCCCAGAGCGCCUGGCCAACCUCUACUUCACAUUCCUCUUCGUGCUGCGUGCAGCGACCAAGGCAGCAGAUUUUCUGUCGCGGGCGUCGUACGACACGGGGAACCCAGGGGAGGACGCACAGACAGCAACGCUGGUGCAGCAGGUGGUGAGGAGCGAGAGGCUGAGAGCUGCAUGCCCAUUGCCGUUUGAUGAGGCGCGGAUGUGGCGUGGGGACGAGGGGCCGCAGCUGAGGCAGACGCUGCAGGGGCACUUCAGAAACAUCAGCCUCAUCAUGGACUGUGUGGGCUGUGAGCGCUGCCGCCUGUGGGGCAAGCUGGAGAUUCUCGGGCUCGCAACCGCGCUUAAGAUCCUCUUCUCUGUGGACGGCACCAAUGGUAACAGUGGCAACGGCAAUGGGAAGAGCAAUGGCAAUGGGAAUGGGGGCGGAGUGGAGCAGCUGUGUCUGCAGCGCAACGAGGUCGUGGCGCUCUUCAACACGCUCUGGCGCUUCUCCGAUGCGCUCAAGACCACCGCCGAGCUCGUCAGCCUGCUGGAGAAGAACCCUCCCCUGGAUGCACCCGCCCCUGGAGCCGCCCCUGCGGUCUCCGGCAGUCCUGCUGCUUCCCCUGCUGUUGCUGCUGGUGGUGGUGGUAGCAGAGGUAAUGCAGUUGGUAGUGCUGGUGGUGGGGAUAGUUUGGGGGGUGGGUUAGCAACCAAGUUGCUGGGAGGGGAGGGGCAAGGAGGCAGCGAGAAACAUUCUCCUGGUGCUGGCGAUGGUAGUGCUGCUGGUAACGAUGGUGGUCGUGGAGGGGAGGCGAGAGGGCUUGGAAGUGUGCCGUUGCGAACGGCGUGGGAGAAGAGCCAAGAGAGCCAUGACUACGGAGCCAGUGCCACUGUAUAGUGUAACCAUAUUGUACCCAUUAUGUGGGGCAUGUACUACAGUGUAGCACAUUAGAUAAAGUGGUCACAUGGAUUUGAUGAUGUAUGUGCUGUUACUAAGUAUGUGAUUUGUAGAUACGCAUGCACUGUUUAUAACCGCCCUGCAAUGCUUCAAGAGCGAGCUGUAGUGUCGGUCAGGAGGAUGUUCAACCGUACUGUACUGAGAAAGUGAAGAAAA